Messenger RNA from Aphanomyces invadans, 1616 nucleotides. RefSeq lists its product as hypothetical. Gene Ontology annotation, molecular function: lipid binding. The transcript has 3 exons. The coding region runs from base 58 to 1227 and encodes 389 amino acids. Lineage: Eukaryota; Oomycota; Saprolegniomycetes; Saprolegniales; Verrucalvaceae. The record is from RefSeq and is a predicted model, not a curated record.
CGUCAACAAAGGUCAGUCUAGUCUCUGCCUGCAUUUGUCAUCUAGGUGGCCUCGACUAUGUCGUUGAAGCUUCCUCUGCCGCCGGGGUUCUUCCAGUGCCCGCCGCUGUCAUCGGAAGAGAAUGCUCGGUACAUGGAGAUUGCCAAGCAGAGCGUGCAAGACUUGGUGGCCAAAGCCCGCAUCAAGGACGGGCCCGUCAAGUGGACUAUGCUUUCAAACGAGUGUGACUUGAAGGUUUACAAGGGUGAAGGUCAUGGGACGACGGCGAACAGCGACAUCCACUGCGCCACGAUGGAAACCGUCGGCCACUUGGACGAAGUCAUGCGACUGUAUCGAACCGACACGACCGAACAAGCCAAAGAAUAUGUCCAGCGGUUCAGCCGCGCGCUGGUUGACACGAUCACGCUGUACACGAUCUUGCCCCGGCAUCCCGAUCGCCCCAACAACUGCAUUCAAAUCAAGUGGUUCGUCGCCAAGAGCCCGUUCGACGGCCUCGUCACCAAGCGCGACUUUUGCCUUCUUGAGUCGGAUUUGGAAUUUGAAGUCAAUGGCAAACGGGCGUGGGUACGUGCAUACAAGUCUGUGGACCUGGCAUGCGUGCCAGAUUUGCGCCAGACGCUGAACCUCAUUCGGGGGUACCAGUACGACAUGGGUCAUGUCUUCAUUGAGUCGGACCGACCGGGAUACUUGGACAUGACGUACCUCGCCGACAUGGACGUGAAGGGUAUCGUUCCCGACUGGGCUAACGACCAAGCUGUCAUCCAAUGGUGCCGUAACCUCUCUGACAUCGAUCGAUUCCUGCGCGAAGAUCGUCUGAGUGGAUCGCCGUUCCUGCGCCCCGACCAACUAUGUCCGCUGAGCAUGCGCAAGCGAUGCUAUCUGUGUCAGAAACGGUUUGGCCCCCUGCGCAAAAAAUCCAACUGCGCCAAGUGCGGCGAGGUUCGCGCUUCCUACAACCAUCCUGACCCCUGCCUGACGAGAUUGGACUUUUCGUUCUUAGGUACUAUGCCACAAAUGCAACAAGGUGUGGCAGGUCAAAGUAAAUGGCACCGCUGCAAUGGUCAAGUGCUGCUUUCCUUGUUCGCUGAAGGGGUCGUCGAUAGCGAUCGGCGUGGGGGCCGGCCCUUCGAAGGGCCACCUUGUACGGAAUGCCAACGAAGGCGAAGACGUUAUCACUCUGCACUCGGACCCAGCGAGUCCCCAGUGGGGCGCCGAGUCGACAUUUGACGGGUCAGCAUCCCACUGCACCUCGGACGACCAAUCCAACUAUAGCGAAUCGAUGGCCGGGUCGUACUACAGGCAAGUUGUGCCGCCAUACUAUUCCGCCACCCCCCCUUCGAGCUCCGGUAGCAGCGGGAUGCACCUGAACCACCCCCGUUACCAGCAACCCCGCACCCCCGCCUGGUCCACGAGCUCCUCCAGUCAGAAAGUACCCCACUCGCCAACGCGAGACCCUAUCAUUCUUGAGUAAACUUCACGUGGGCAUGGCUUGGUGCUGUUUGCAAUAUCGAUCGCGCAGAAUUCGUUAUGUACUCGAGUGAAGGGCUGCGCACGUGCACGUGAACGACAAGCGUGCAAUAACGAUGUCAAAGCCCCGACAUUAAUCACAUUACCAG